GCGGUGCUGGGAGCCGGGCGUCUGAGCGGGGUCUGUCGCCUGCUCAGAGUGCAGAAGAGCAGAGGGGCGACUGAGCCAUGCUCGCGCUGUUGGGCUCCCUGGCGAGCGCCCUCUGGGUAGAGUUCCAUCUCCGGUCUCUUCUGCUUGGUGUCGUCGUCUUUCUGUUCUUUGUUGACUUCCGCAAAAGGAGGCGUCCAAAAAAUUACCCGCCGGGACCCUGGAGCCUGCCUUUUCUCGGAAACUUCUUUGUACUGGGCUUUGAAGAGUCGCACCUGGUGCUUCAGAAGUUUGUGAAGAAAUAUGGGAACCUGUUAAGCCUGGAGUUUGGGGACUUGCAUGCUGUUACUGUAUCCGGAUUGCCCUUAAUCAAAGAAGUCCUUGCCAACCAAGACCAAAACUUUGUGAACCGCCCCAAGACUCCUAUCCGAGAGCGUGUCUUUAAGAAUCAUGGAUUGAUCAUGUCCAAUGGCCAGGAGUGGAAGGAGCAAAGAAGGUUUGCCUUGACGACACUAAGGAAUUUUGGCUUAGGAAAGAAAAGAUUAGAAGAACGCAUUCAGGAGGAAGCCCACCACCUCAUCGAAGCAAUAGAAGAGGAGAAAGGACAGCCUUUUGACCCUCACUUCAAGAUCAACAAUGCAGUUUCCAAUAUUAUUUGCUCCAUUACCUUUGGCGAACGUUUUGAGUACCAGGAUGGUCAGUUUCAGGAGCUGCUGAAGUUGCUGGAUGAAGUCACAUGUCUGGAAACUACAAAGUGGUGCCAACUCUACGAUGUCUUUCCCUGGAUAAUGAAAUUCCUUCCUGGACUUCACCAAAAACUCUUCAGCGACUGGGAGAAAUUGAAAAUAUUUGUUUCUCGUAUGAUUGAAAAACACAAGAGAGAUUGGAAUCCUGAUGAACCGAGAGACUUUAUUGAUUCUUACCUCAGGGAAAUGACAAAGCAUACAGGCAAUGCUACUUCGAGUUUCCAUGAAGAAAAUCUUGUCUGCAGCACGCUGGACCUUUUCUUUGCUGGAACAGAGACAACUUCCACAACGCUGCGCUGGGCUCUGCUUUACCUGGCCAUCUACCCAGAAAUCCAAGAGAAAGUACAAGCUGAGAUCGACAGAGUAGUUGGCCAGUCACGGCAGCCCAGCCUGAACGACCGAGAGCACAUGCCCUACACCAAUGCCGUCAUCCAUGAGGUGCAGAGAAUGGGCAACAUCAUCCCCUUGAACGUGCCCAGGGAAGUGAUGUUUGAUACCACUGUGGCUGGAUACCAGCUGCCAAAGGGAACCAUGAUCCUGACUAAUCUGACUGCACUACACAGGGACCCUGCAGAGUGGGCCACCCCUGAAACAUUCAAUCCGGAGCAUUUUCUGGAGAAUGGACAGUUUAAGAAAAGGGAAGCCUUUCUGCCUUUCUCGAUAGGAAAGCGGGUUUGCCUUGGAGAACAGUUGGCCAGGUCUGAGCUGUUUAUUUUCAUCACUUCCCUUGUACAAAAAUUUACCUUCAGGCCCCCAGCCAACGAAAAGUUGAGCCUGAAGUUCAGAAUGGGCCUCACCAUUUCCCCUGUCAGCCACCGCCUCUGUGCUGUUCCCCGAGCGUGAUGCUGCUGGGAAAGGAGCAGGAGAAAAAGCCAGAAGAAACAUGGAAUGUGUUCUGAAGACCCUAGUGCCUGCUCAGAAGUGAGAGAACAGAGCAGAAGUGGCUCUGAGGAAAGAUUGCGGGAAUUGGACUCAGAGGAAACUGAGUCCAGAUCCCGCUCUGCCGUCCCCUCUGAUGUCGCCUCAGGCAGAUCGUCUACAUUCUGAAGGAUUUGCCUUUUCACCCAGAAAAUGAAAGGGGGAUAAUGACUCCUCCCCUAAAAAGAGUUGCUCUAAGCAUGAAAGGAAGUAAUGGAUGUAAAUAAAGUGGUUUGUAAACCACAAAAGUAUGUCAGAAAAGUUAUAGCUGUGGUCUGCUUCCCUCUUCCUUAGACAUAUGUUAGCUUCUGGCUUGUUGAUAAAGCUCAGUUUGUUGAGAAGAGUUAGAAGUUGGACCCUGGGACAACCAAAGAGGCUAGCAAUAAAGGCACUAUGUUCGGCAGCCUUCUGUGGAAUACACUUUAACUCUCACAGACAUGGAGUCGCCAUGAGUUGGAAUCGACUUGGGAACCGGUUUUGGUUUUUACUGGUUUGUGCUUUAUCUCAUGUGUCUCAGAAUGACCUUUGGGGAAGUCAGCAAAGCUGAUAGUUGUCAUUCCUGAUUUAUAGUCAGGGAAAGCACAUGUUGUUGAUGCAGUUGUUACUGCAUAAGGAAAUGCUACCUUGGCCUUGAACUCAAGCAAAGUAGGGUAUGACUACAGUUAACCCAACCUGGGGAACAGGUUUGGGGAACAAUGGUGCACAUAGUUCCCGUCUUUAACCCAUUGUCUAGAGUUGAUUCCAACUUACAGUGACCCAAAGGACAGAGCAGAAGUAUAGGGUUUCCAAGGAGCCCUAGUGGCGGGAUGGUCAAAGCACACGGCUGCUAACCGAAAGGUCCAAAUCCACCAACCAGCUGCAGGAGAAAGACCUGGCAAUCUGCUUCUGUAAAGAUUACAGCCUUGGAAAUCCUGUGGAGCAGUUCUACUCUGUCUUUUUGGGUUGUUAUGAGUCAGAAUUGACUCAAUGGCAAUGGAUAUAGUACGGUAAUCUUUACAGAAGCAGACUGCAACAUCUCUUCCCUGUGGAACUGGUGAGUUCAAAAUGCUGACCUUUGAGUUAUCAGCCACAAGCUUAACCACUGCACCACCAGGGAUCCUUCUGUCUUUCAGGGUAGCUGAAAUCACUCAACCUUGUUCCCUUAAGCCUUCCAUCAGGUAUUUGUUCUCAUGCCAUUUCAUGUUGUGAUUUAACUAUGGAAUGGAUGUGCAUCUUUUCUUGAAACUAGAUGGUAAGCUUGGGAUGGCAAGUGUUACCAGCCUAAACUUACCUAAAGGAGCCCUGGUACCGCAGUAGUCAAAGCAUAUGGAUGCUAACCAAAAGGCAGGCAGUUAGAAUCCACCAGCCCCUCCCUGGGAGAAAAAUGUGUUAGCCUGCUUCUGUAAAGAUUUAUAGCCCUGGAAACCCUACUGGGAGCUCUACUGUGUCCCGUAGUUGCUAUGGAUCAGAAUUGACUCAAUGGCCACGGGUUUGGUUUUUUGCCCUAGUUAAGUAUAUCCUAGCAGAGAACCAGAAGUGCCAGAAUCCCAUUCAACCCCUCUGUGUGUGGUCACUGAAGUGAGACAAUGGCCAUAAAAUAGAAGGCCAGAGAACCCUGAUAAUCCGUGGACUUUUGACCUUAACCCCAAUGCAAAAACAAACACAAAUGAACAGAAAAACCUGGUAAACUGGACUAAACCAUACAAACUCAGAUGACAUAUGAGAAUAUGCUUUUUUCCCAUGGUAAUUAGAUCUGAGUGAUUUAAUUAGCUCAGAAUGAAAAAAAACAAAAAACACAGGGCUAUGGGACCUCCUGUUUGUUGGGAUUCAGAGAAAAGCCACUUCAACUGACACAAUGAGAAAUGGAAACAGAGGAAAGGAAUGAGUGCGUGUUUAAAGAACAGAAAUUUAUUGUCUCACAAUUCUGGAAGCUAGAAGUCCAAAUCAGGGUCUCAAAUGUGUUGAUUCCUUGUGGGGACUUUGUGACAGGAACAGUCCCCUGGCACUCCCCUAGCAUCUGCUGGCUGCAGGCAAUCCUUGGUAUACUUUGCAUGUAGGUGUAUCUUCACAUGUCAUCUGCCUUUCGCCUGUGUGUGAGACUCUGUUUCACUGUCUGUCCUUCUCUUACAAAAUGUCACUCAGAAGGGAUUAGGACUAGGACUCACCCUACUCCUGUAUGACUUCGUUAAUAUAACUAAUGACAUUUGCAAAGAAAAACACUAUUUCCCCAAACAAGGUCACAUUCACAGCACAAAUGCAGUGGUUAGGACCUAAACAUAUCUGUUGGGGGACACAAGUCCAUCCACAGCAGUCUCCUAAAGACUGUUGUGUGGGAAAGGCUUUGGUCCUUCUCGCCUGGCAGAAGAAAGAAUGGGAGGUGAGAGAUGUAACCAUGUGUACUUAGUUUGUCAGCCGCUGGAAAGUUGCACUUCUAGACAACAGCCCAAAGGAGAUCCUAGAAUAAAACCGAUCAAAUUAGGCCUCAAACUUCCCCAACACCUGGGACCUGGUCUUCCAUUUCUUUUUUAUUCCCAAUCAGAUCACCCAAGUAGAAGAAAAAGUUGCCACCUCUGACUCACUGUGACAUUGAUGAAAAUAAUUUGUGUUUCAGUUUAUCUGUAAAAUGAAGGACUUUAUUGAAGUCAUCUCUGAGUUCCAUUCCUGCUAUAAACUUUCUGUGAUUCUAGACAGGCAGGAACUUGUCCACUACCUGUAGGAUAAAUGUAAAACCACUGGGCCUCAUCUAAUGGUGGAACUGGAGCCAGGGUCACGUAGGGUGUGACCACAAUUAACCAGAAUCCUGGGGAACAGAUGAUUGUAACUGCAUUUUCUGGUUGCAUAAGAUGCCUCUUUUGUCAAAGCACGUUGAAGAGGCUCUUAAAAUACGAGCUGUUUUCCUGGCCAAGCAUUAUACGAAGGUUUUGUUACACACACUUUUGUCUCUCUCUUAUUCCUCCAUCUAUUUUGGAAGCCCCAGGUCCCUUACUCCUUCUUUUUUAUCUUCCAUCGCACAGUGUACAAACAUGACAUCUGUGGCACCCUAGAGGAGCAGAGAUUUUCUGAAAACCCAUGCCAAGGUGUGAAUCUUCUCUCCCCCACCGUCCUGCAGACACAGGUGCACGCACAGCCAAGUGUACGUGUAGAAUAAGGUCGGAGGUCAGGGGCUUUACAAGAAAAGUAGCAGGGAGCACACAAUGCCCUGAGCUCCUCUGGACACAUGCUUCUGUGGUACAUAAGAUUUACAAGGCAGGGAAGCAAGGGCUGGCAAGAAGACUAAGUAAGGAGAACUGCUCCCUGGAUAAGGAGUGAGAAACACCGAGCUCUGCCUCUGCUGUCAAGUUGUUCUUCCUUCGAGUGGACUCAAACCUGCUGAGCCAGCUUUUUGUUAAGUUUCCAAAGUGGAGUGGGGUGGGGUGAAUUGUCCAGGGACAUCCCAGGUUUGUCUCCCCUCAACCUCUUUCUGUGAUCUCAAGGAAGUCGUUUAAAUCUGCAAGCCCCUGUUUUCCUUUUCUAAAGCAUGAGCAUCAGAGUAGAAAUCUUCCUGUGUGGUGGUGAGGAUAAACCCGAAACACGAACUACUACCCUGUGUCUAACAGUUGGAUUGAUGGCAUGGGACUCAAAAAGAUGCAAGCUGGAAGUAGGUUUAUCCCUCCUCCUCCAAACGUACUCUGUGGCCUACCUGCCUGCCUGCCUUUUUCCUCCCUCCCCUCCUUCCAUCCUCUCUUCCUCUCUCCUUUCCUUCCUUCACCCCUGAAUUAAAUUUUGAGCAGGGCCCAUCACUCUUCUGGCCACCUUUAGAUAACAAACAUUCCUCUUACUACAUUCAGUCCCAAGAAGAGUCAUUUUGGUAAGUACAGUUUGCAGCUCAAUAUGUAUACCAUCUACCUAACUCCAUACUCGUGAUUUAGCUCUUCCUGCUCAGUUCAGCUUUAAAAUUGGAAGCUUGCUUGGCAGGGUGGGUCAGGCAGAGGCACAGCCACCUCUUCUUUCCAUACCAUGUGUCCCCCUGUCAUCUCCUUCCACACACACACACAAGGUUCCUCUUGGCUUGCAAGGAAGGAGGGCAGAAAGUCUGCCAUCUAUGGGGUCCAGUCCCAGGCCUGAUCCUUGCUCUCCUAAGGCCUCUGUCACCAGGGCCCUAUGUCUGCAGCACCCAUGACAGGUACAGAGCUUGCCCUUUAGCUGCCAGCUCAGAUCCUCUUUAGGCCACAUUAUCCCUCCGGGCAGUCCUCUUGUUGGAAUUUGAUAUCAUCCCAAGCUGGCGGCUUCCAUGGUCCCACAUGGAGUCCCACAUCAUGCAUGGCAGCUCAGUUCCUUCUCCAGAAAGCCAUCUCUUCUAGGCUUCCACAGUUGUCCCUACACAGCCUCUGGGCUAAGGGAGCUCCAAGCCUCAGUGUGACACUCAUUCUUCGCACCCCAGAAACUCUUCAAGGCACAGGGAAA
Molecule: messenger RNA, 6083 nt
Organism: Loxodonta africana (African savanna elephant)
Lineage: Eukaryota; Metazoa; Chordata; Mammalia; Proboscidea; Elephantidae
Product: cytochrome P450 2J2-like
Exons: 9
Coding region: 78-1586 (502 amino acids)
Biological process (GO): xenobiotic metabolic process
Cellular component (GO): cytoplasm; intracellular membrane-bounded organelle
Molecular function (GO): heme binding; oxidoreductase activity, acting on paired donors, with incorporation or reduction of molecular oxygen, reduced flavin or flavoprotein as one donor, and incorporation of one atom of oxygen; iron ion binding
Source: RefSeq, a predicted model, not a curated record